Molecule: messenger RNA, 1537 nt
Organism: Etheostoma cragini (Arkansas darter)
Lineage: Eukaryota; Metazoa; Chordata; Actinopteri; Perciformes; Percidae
Product: L-lactate dehydrogenase C chain
Exons: 8
Coding region: 207-1274 (355 amino acids)
Biological process (GO): carboxylic acid metabolic process
Cellular component (GO): cytoplasm
Molecular function (GO): L-lactate dehydrogenase (NAD+) activity
Source: RefSeq, a predicted model, not a curated record
GUGCUCCGUCCUCCAUUUGGAGAGGAGGGUGGAGGAAGAGGAGAGGAGCCGGCCCUGAGUCACAUGGGAUUUGUGCUACUGCUGCAGCUGACCGGAUACCAGCCUCAGCUGUCUGGAAUGCACAAAUAGUGACUGUGAGAGGUGUUGUGGAUGCAGGGGACACACAGCUCUAUGGGAACACACCUUAGGUAUCCGCUCCCUUUGCCAUGCUGAUUACAUGUUGGUAUUUAUACCUCACAGCUCGGAGCAUCGCCAAACAAUCACUGAACAUGACCUCAAUGCUGCAUAAGCUGAUCACCCCGCUGUUCAGUGGUCCUCCUGAGCCCCCCAGGAAUAAAGUGACAGUGGUGGGCGUGGGCCAGGUUGGCAUGGCCUGUGCUGUCAGCAUCCUGCUCAGGGAGCUGGCUGAUGAACUGGCCCUGGUGGAUGUGAUGGAGGACAAGCUGAAAGGAGAGAUGAUGGACCUGCAGCAUGGCAGCCUCUUCCUCAAAACCCCCAAAAUAGUAGCAGACAAAGACUACUCUGUGACAGCAAAGUCCCGCAUUGUAGUGGUGACAGCUGGAGUCCGUCAGCAGGAGGGAGAGAGCAGGCUGAACCUUGUCCAGAGAAACGUCAACAUCUUCAAACACAUCGUCCCUCAGAUUGUCAAAUACAGCCCAGACUGCACCAUUAUUGUGGUUUCCAACCCAGUUGAUGUGCUGACUUAUGUAACCUGGAAACUGAGCGGCCUUCCCCAGCACCGUGUCAUUGGCAGCGGCACCAACUUGGACUCUGCACGCUUCCGCUUCCUGAUGGCUGAAAAACUGGGAAUCCACUCCAGCAGCUUCAAUGGCUGGAUCCUGGGAGAACAUGGAGACACCAGUGUGCCUGUGUGGAGUGGAACAAACGUGGCUGGAGUCAACCUGCAGACGUUAAACCCGGACAUCGGCACUGACUGUGACGAUGAGAAUUGGAUGGAAACACACAAGAUGGUGGUGGACAGUGCCUACGAGGUGAUCAAACUGAAGGGUUACACCAACUGGGCCAUCGGUCUGAGUGUAGCUGACCUGACAGAAAGCCUCAUCAGGAACAUGAACAGGAUUCAUCCUGUUUCCACCAUGGUGAAGGGCAUGUAUGGGAUCAGUGAGGAGGUGUAUCUGAGUCUGCCCUGCGUGCUGAACAGCCAAGGUGUGGCCAGUGUGAUCAACAUGACCCUGACAGAUGACGAGGUGGCCCAACUGCAAGCCAGUGCCAACACGCUGUGGGACAUCCAGAAGGACCUGCAGGACAUCUAACUGAACACAUGGGGGUGAUGUAGAUUUACCCUCCUGACGUAUUAUCACUCUGCAGUCACUAAACCCCACAAAGCUCCACCUUCCACACCUUCAACACACCGCCCUCUGUAGAUUCACAGCCGUAUGGGAGGUUAAUCCCGUCAAAUUUAGCUGUAGGUGUACGUUUGUGACUUCAACUGAGGGAAAUGCUGCUCUGACUCAUUUGUUGAUUCAUGGGUCAUUUGUGUUGCUGUAUAAUAAAGCUAUUGUUGCUUGAACAGAAA